AUGUCCGCGACAAGCCAGCCUUCGGGGCUUCCUAUCCUCGCUACAGAUGUUCAUGUCAGUUACAUCCAAAGCCUCGAUACGAAAAAGGACGAGCUCGAUUAUUGGUUGACAGAGCACCUCCGACUUAAUGGCCUCUACUGGGGGCUCACAGCUCUUCACCUUCUUGGUCGCCCAGAUGCUCUCCCCCGGCAAGAAACUAUAGAUUUUGUACUUUCUUGUCAGCACGAGAACGGUGGCUUUGGGGCAGCACCUGGUCAUGAUGCCCACAUGCUGUCCACAGUAAGCGCUGUGCAGAUUCUCGCCAUGGCCGACGGGUUCGAUGACCUAGAGACCAAAGGCAAGGGUAAACAACAGGUUGGAAACUAUAUUGCCAAUCUUCAGAACCGUGAAACAGGCACAUUCUCGGGCGACGAAUGGGGUGAGGAGGAUACUCGUUUUCUCUACGGAGCACUCAACGCACUGUCUCUUCUGGGCCUUCUAUCACUUGCCGACGUAGACAAAGCUGUAUCAUAUGUUGUGUCGUGCACCAACCACGAUGGGGGUUACGGCGUGCGGCCUGGAGCCGAGUCUCAUUCUGGCCAAAUCUUCACGUGCGUCGCUACCCUCGCUAUCGCCCAGCGUCUUGAUCUGGUCGACAAGGAGAAGCUGGGCCGCUGGCUCAGCGAGCGGCAAGUUCCCUGCGGCGGUUUGAAUGGCCGGCCGGAGAAGCAGGAGGAUGUCUGCUACAGCUGGUGGGUCUUGAGCAGCUUGAAGAUUAUCGAUCUCGUGCACUGGAUUGACCGAGAGGCAUUGAUCCGCUUCAUUCUAAGUUGCCAAGACAAGGAAUCAGGCGGGAUUUCGGACAGGCCUAAUAAUCGAGUCGACGUUUGGCACACAUGUUUCGGGCUCGCAGGCCUAAGUUUACUCGGCUACCCUGACAUGGAGGCGGUUGAUCCUGUUUACUGCAUGCCGAAGCCUGUCAUUAAAAGGAUACUGGGAUGA
Clonostachys rhizophaga is the source of this 981-nucleotide messenger RNA. Lineage: Eukaryota; Fungi; Ascomycota; Sordariomycetes; Hypocreales; Bionectriaceae. The record is from the annotation of a GenBank genome assembly.